This is a messenger RNA of Oppiella nova, 306 nucleotides long. The record is from the annotation of a GenBank genome assembly. Lineage: Eukaryota; Metazoa; Arthropoda; Arachnida; Sarcoptiformes; Oppiidae.
CAUUUUGUUAUGAUUAGCGGUUUGCUGACGGCGUACACGACAAGCGUUUACGCCAUCAGAUGUAACGGAAGAGUAAAUUUAGUCAAAUAUGUGGCGAAACGGUUGAUACGAUUACUGCCGCCCAUUGUAUUACCAAUUUUGUUGAUGUCUUUAAUGCCUUUACUGCCAAACGGCGGACCCGUUUACAACUCGAGCACAACGCGAAUGCGGGAUAAUUGUGCCCAAAACUGGUGGAAAAACUUGCUAUUUAUUAGCAAUUUAUUGGAUCCAAACGAUACCUGCAACAUAUUUGGGAAUGAAAUUUGA